Messenger RNA from Lichtheimia ornata, 2175 nucleotides. RefSeq lists its product as uncharacterized. Gene Ontology annotation, molecular function: DNA binding. The transcript is spliced from 10 exons. The record is from RefSeq and is a predicted model, not a curated record. Gene Ontology annotation, biological process: mRNA splicing, via spliceosome; spliceosomal complex disassembly. Lineage: Eukaryota; Fungi; Mucoromycota; Mucoromycetes; Mucorales; Lichtheimiaceae. Gene Ontology annotation, cellular component: nucleus; U2-type post-mRNA release spliceosomal complex. Bases 1 to 2175 code for a protein of 724 amino acids.
AUGUUCAAGAAAACGACUCGUGCCAAGAAUAUUCGACGCAAAAUCGACACAAGCGAUGACGAAAAGGAACCAGAAACUGUUGUCAGCCAAACCAAGAUUGAAAAGAAAAAGAAGCAAAAGCCACGAUCGCUCGGUUUAAGCUUUGAUCAAGAGGAGGAUGGCGAUGGGGAGACUUUUCAAGUGAAAAAGAGCAGUGCCAGUCGAAGGAUCGCAUCAGGACAACGCAAACUUGCUGUACCGCCCAUACAACCGACUACAGCAACCACCGCAGCAACGAUUGAUACAACGACUAUGGAUGAACAACAACCAUCAUCUUAUACGAGCGAAGUUCUUGAAUCAUUAAGGAAAAGCACACCAAGUCGACCAGCACAUAUUGGAGCAAUGGAUGAUGUCGUCGAAAAGUUCCCCAAUCUUAUGACAGCACAAGUUGGAUCGACCAGUAUACCCAGUGCGAACGCUAUUCAUGCUGCCAAAAUGAAACGUGAACAGAUGCGGAAAGGGAUUGUUGUACACGAAGAGGAGGAUUUCGUUGCAUUGGAUGAUAGCACUGAACAGAAACGCCUUGUUCGGGAGGAAGAUGAAAUUGGAGAUGAUGGCGAAGCAGAGUAUGAGCAAUACGUUGGUGAACGCUUGACACUCAACAAAAAGGCAGCACGCAAAUUGGAAGCAGAACGCAAGGCGAAUGCUCGAGAAAUGAUUGCUGAAGCCCAAGAGGAUGAGGAGGAUGAUGAUCAAAUGGAAGAUAUUGAACGAUGGGAGAGCAACCUUAUUCGACAUGGAGCUGUUCGACCACAACGCCAACAAGAACAACAACGUGAUCCUUAUGCUCCUCCACCAGGUUAUCGUCCAGCCUUAGUUCCAACACCUACACAAAUACCUGCUUUGGACGAGGCUAUGCAGCAUUUGGAUAUCGUGUCCAACGACCUCAACCAGAUCCUACAAGAAUAUGAUACACAAUUGACUCAGAUGGAGCAAAACAAGCAAAAUCUACAAAGCGCAGAGUUGGAUCUUGGUAAUGAUAUAUUGAGGAGCAGCGAACGAUACGAAUAUUUCCAAUCCUUGUCAUCCUAUGUCAACGACCUGGGAGAAUUUUUGGAUGCAAAGUUCCCUGAGUUGGAAGCGUUGGAGAAGGAGGCACAUGAUCUGAUUGCUGCAAAACACGCUAUUAUCAGCAAACGACGAUGGGAGGAUGAUAUGGAUGAUUUACACGAGUUUGCUCAUGUACCUGAAAAGAUGGAUGAGGAACAACAAGAGAAUGGACGUAUGCAAUACCAACGGGAAGGAAGUCAACGACGUAAAGAAGAGCGACAACGACGCAUAGAGGAACGACAAGAUCUUAUGGAUGUGGAUCCAGCAGAUGUGGUACAAGAGCAAGGACUAUGGUCAGAUGAUGAUUUGGAAGAAGAGUGGUCAGUGCAACAUGAAGAGAAAUUAGACAACAUCCAAGACAACAAAGUACCUGCCAUGUUGGAGGAUGUGGGUGAAGAGUUUGAGUCUAUGGAAGCCGUCAAGAGCAAGUUUGAAGCGUGGAAGACACGCUUUUAUGAUGAUUAUACCAAAGCAUUUGGCAGCCUAAGUCUCCCCGGUGCAUUUGAAUUCUUUGUACGCUGCGAACUUGUAUCAUGGGAUCCAUUCUCUCAGUCAACUGAAUUUGAAUCAAUGCGCUGGCAUACGAUUUUAUCACAAUACGGCAUCACAGAGCAUGGUGACGAUGCAGACGCCGAACUGUUGAGCAAGAUUGUUGAAAAGGUGCUGAUCAAAAAGGUCAAGAGCAUGUUGGAUACUCUGAACAUAGCGUCUACCAAAGAGAUGCGGUACGCAGCCCAGGUGGUGGAGCAAAUUUCAUACUAUGUGGAAAAACACGAUCGAGCCUAUCAAGAUCUGAUAUCUGCUGUGGAAAAUACGAUCGAUGAGCAGCUCAAGGCAUAUGCGGAUUUGAUGGAUACCAUAACCCUUCAACACAAUAACAAAGCCAAGGAACGCUUCUUUUGGCGGCAAUGCAAGUACUUGAAAACGCUUCAUGUAUGGCGACGACAUCUACCCAAAGAAACAAUCAAAUCUCUCGCCAGUGUGGUGAUGAAUCGUAUAUUAGCGCCUAUUCUACAACCAGCCAUAGACCCCAGUGAUGCACCUUUACAACGAGAGGCUUUACAUUUGGUGGAGCGUUUGGAAUAA